Kwoniella shivajii is the source of this 906-nucleotide messenger RNA. RefSeq lists its product as uncharacterized. The coding region runs from base 1 to 906 and encodes 301 amino acids. The record is from RefSeq and is a predicted model, not a curated record. Gene Ontology annotation, biological process: exonucleolytic trimming to generate mature 3'-end of 5.8S rRNA from tricistronic rRNA transcript (SSU-rRNA, 5.8S rRNA, LSU-rRNA); U1 snRNA 3'-end processing; nuclear mRNA surveillance. Gene Ontology annotation, cellular component: nuclear exosome (RNase complex); cytoplasmic exosome (RNase complex). Gene Ontology annotation, molecular function: mRNA 3'-UTR AU-rich region binding. NCBI's taxonomy places the organism in Eukaryota, Fungi, Basidiomycota, Tremellomycetes, Tremellales, Cryptococcaceae. The transcript is spliced from 6 exons.
AUGGCAUUAGCUACAUCUCAACAACCCACUGCCGAAUCAUCGACAUCCGCCGUACCAUCUUCUUCUUCUGGUUCAACUUCAGCAGAGGUGUUCAAACGAUUACAUCCCUCUCAAUACCUCUCUCGAUUCCUUUCUAAAGGAUACAGACCUGAUGGAAGGAAAGUAAGAGCAUGGAGGGAUGUGUCGAUCAAUGUGGGAUCAAUAUCAACUGCUCAUGGAUCGUCUUUGGUCAGAAUGGGAGAUACGACAAUGGUUUGUGGUAUAAAAGCAGAAGUGGCAGAACCAUCCGCACAAUCACCUAAUCAAGGUUAUGUAGUACCAAAUAUCGAUUUACCAGCUAUAUGUUCACCGAAUUUCAAGCCUGGUCCACCUGGAGAUGAAGCUCAAACGUACUCAAAUUGGUUAAACGAUUUGAUAGUAUCUUCGCGCACAUUACCUCCUUCUUCACUAGUGAUAUCACCCGGAAAAGCAGUAUGGGUCGUAUACAUUGAUGUCGUCUGUAUAAACUUUGAUGGAAACGCUUUUGACGCUGCUGUUUUGGCUGUAAUGGCGGCUCUGAGGAAUGUUCGAUUACCGAAAGCGAAAUACGAUGAAGAAACUUCGCGUACGAUAUGUUCGAGGACAGAGAAUCAUCCCCUUACAUUAGGAAGAAUACCUCUAUCGUGUUCAUUUGGAAUAUUCGAUAGCACGCAUGUGUUACCCGAUCCAACGUCAUACGAAAGCCCACUGUUACCCACUUCGAUCACGAUAGCGUUAGAUGAAGAGAACGAGGCAUGCUUAGUGAGACAAGAGGGGUUGGGAGGUGUAGUGGGGAAAUCUGGCGAAAGAGUGUUAGGCGAAGCUUGGACUAUAGCUGAAGAGAGAUCAAAGGAAUUAAGAAGGAUAUUGGAGGAAAGUGCGAUAUAG